Messenger RNA from Phycomyces blakesleeanus NRRL 1555(-), 1548 nucleotides. RefSeq lists its product as hypothetical. NCBI's taxonomy places the organism in Eukaryota, Fungi, Mucoromycota, Mucoromycetes, Mucorales, Phycomycetaceae. The transcript is spliced from 6 exons. The record is from RefSeq and is a predicted model, not a curated record. The coding region runs from base 1 to 1548 and encodes 515 amino acids. Gene Ontology annotation, molecular function: transmembrane transporter activity. Gene Ontology annotation, biological process: transmembrane transport.
AUGGGCUCUAUAAAACAUGCUCUUCAAUCUCGUCUAUUAUGGAAACCUCCAGUUGAAGGAGAUCCUCGUCUGUUAAGUCCGAGGACCAAAGGAAUCAUUAUAUUCUGUCUAGCUAUCUGUGCAAGUACAUCUGGAUUCUCCAGUACAAUCUAUUUCCCAGGCCUUCCUCUAAUUACUGAAGAACUCAAGGCACCUUCAAUUGCAACAACCCUCACUGCAGCCUUGUUUGUUUUAUUCAUGGGCCUUGCGCCUGUAGUGUGGGCAUCGAUAUCAGACCAUUACCAAAUCCGUCGUUUAUUGUUUUUGGUUUCCAUGAUCAUCUUCUCGGUUGCUUCUCUUGGAGCCACAUUUGUACAGAACAUCUGGCCAUUGGUUGUCCUUCGAUGCAUACAAUCAAUCGGCUCAUCCUGUGGUAAUUCAGUUGGUGCAGGUGUCAUUGCAGACUGUUACCCAAUCGAGAAGCGUGGUGCAGCUUUUGGAAAGUACUUCUUUGGUACAUUCUUUGGUCCACUUUUAGUUUUUCUGGUGUUUAACUUAUCAUUCUACAUAUGUUACACAGGCCCUAUCAUUGGUGGAUUCCUGAUUUUGAGUGACAAGACCUGGAGAGCUACUUUUUGGUUUUGCUUUGCCUAUAGCCUCUUUAUCGCACUUACCUUGUUCUUUAUUUUACCCGAGACCUAUCGCGUCAAUAGCCUAUACGAUAACCCUAAAGAAGCAGUGGAUGUACCUUCAUCCUCAAAGGAAGACACAGAGCAUAGAGAAAGCUUUGAGCACCAGCCCACCAUAGCAGCUGGGGAGCUCGAAAAGGGAGACAAGGACAGAUCGCUAAACUAUGACAAUAAUACCGAUCCUGCACACCAAUCACCCAAACCAAGACAAAAGAUGAACAUCAUUGCACCAUUCUUGCUUCUUCGUCAUCCAUUUGUGUUCAUGAUAUCAUUUGUUGGUGGUAUUGCGUUUGGGUGCAUGUUCUCAAUUGAGACUGUAAUUCCUGAUCUAUAUGAAAAGAAUUAUGGAUUCAAUUCAUGGCAAACAGGUCUAAGUUAUUUGGGUGGUGGAGUUGGUAAUAUGAUGGGAUCUAUUGUUGGUGGUAUGCUGUCGGAUCGUCUUCUGAUGCGGGCUAGAAGCAAACGUGGUGGACAGCCCUUGGUUGAGGAUCGACUAACAGCCAACCUGUGGCCAGCUGGAUUGAUUAUCGUUCCGUUUGGAUUGCUCUUGUUCGGAUGGACGAUCACCUACAAAACCUCAGUGUGGGCAAGUAUCGUUGCGUUUGGCAUCCACACGUUUGGAAUGAACCAGAUUUCAACCUCGACCGCAGCCUAUUUGGUGGAUGCGAUGCCAGGUCAGGGUGCAUCGGUUACCGCAGCGGCUAAUUUGAUGAGAAUGAUUAUCGCGUGUGCCUUGACGCUCGUGGCUAAUCCUAUGGUUACUGCACUGGGUGCAGGGUGGAUGUCAGUCUUGCUGGCUGGUCUAACAUGGCUAUCGAUGGCAAUUCUGUUUGUUGUAAAAUUACGAGGCGAACGUUUACGCAAGUACAGUGGAUUCUAA